Messenger RNA from Diversispora eburnea, 249 nucleotides. The record is from the annotation of a GenBank genome assembly. NCBI's taxonomy places the organism in Eukaryota, Fungi, Glomeromycota, Glomeromycetes, Diversisporales, Diversisporaceae.
AUGCCCCAUUUGGAAUGCAUGCCCACCGAAAGUUAUCGAAAAAUUGCUCGUGAAGGAUAUCUUGUUCAUUGCUUGGUGGCAUUAGCGUUUUGUCAAAAAGAAGGAAAAGAAUACAUAAAUCAUAUUAAUGCAGAUUUUGAUGAUGGAUCUUUCCGAGAAUUUCCAUCCAUAGCUGAAGCACGGCGUGUCACUGGAAUUAAUCAUAUUUGGAGGGUAUCCUUGGGAGUACGUGGUAUGUGGUAUGAAUAG